Messenger RNA from Macadamia integrifolia, 1667 nucleotides. RefSeq names its product dehydrogenase/reductase SDR family member 12. The record is from RefSeq and is a predicted model, not a curated record. NCBI's taxonomy places the organism in Eukaryota, Viridiplantae, Streptophyta, Magnoliopsida, Proteales, Proteaceae. The coding region runs from base 466 to 1431 and encodes 321 amino acids. The transcript is spliced from 10 exons.
CAAUGAUUAGUUCCGAACGCCAUGAACACAGCUCGAGGUGUCCCCUUCUCUCGCUCUCCAUCUCUAUGAUGGCAAGCCCCAAUCUCUCUCUCUCUCUCUCUCUCUCUCUCUCUGGUGAGCGUAUGUGGAUGGCCCAUUCAUCUAUGGAAAGUCGGAAAAGUCCUCACCAAUGUCAUAUUCCGAGCCUUGACCCUUGUGGUUGUGACCCUCGAAUAUUACGGGAAUUGUACACGGAAAGCAAGGAAUUUGAAGAAGGAGAUGAAGAUAGUGGCUGUGUCGUCUUCCACGUGGCAGAUUUCGAUACACAAAAAUGGUAAAAUGCAGAGAAUGAAUAUGUAAUCAUCGUUUCGCGGAAGCUUUUGCAGAGACUGUAAAAGAACCAGGGUGUACGCAUUGCGCCAAUUGCGCUCGUUAGUGGGAAACUGGACUCCAAAUUUCAUAUCUCCAUUCCAUUGGAUUGCUAAUAUGUUCCUUGUCAAGACAUGGAGAUCCACAGCUUUUGGUGUUUUCGGAUACUUGAAUUUCAUGAAAUCAGGUUUCAAGGAGCACUCCAAAAAAUUUAAAACAGAAGACAUGCAAAUACAAUUGGAAGGGAAAAAUUGUGUAGUUACAGGAGCAAAUUCUGGGAUUGGCUUUGCCACUGCUGAGGGUCUUGCUUCACGUGGAGCAACCAUCUAUAUGGUUUGUCGUAGUAAGGAGAGAGGAGAAGACGCUCUUUCUAAAAUUCAGUCGAAGACGGGCAACCCUAAUGUACACCUAGAGAUAUGUGAUCUCUCAUCUGUCAGUGAAGUCAAGUCAUUGGCAUCUAGAUUUUCUGCGCAGGGUCAACCUAUACAUGUCUUGGUUAAUAAUGCUGGCCUACUUGAGCAUAACCGUAUUACUACGUCAGAAGGGUUGGAGCUGAACUUUGCUGUAAAUGUAGCUGGAACAUAUGCCAUGACAGAAUCAAUGGUGCCUCUGCUGGAGAAAGCAGCACCUGAUGCUCGAGUCAUUACAGUUUCCUCUGGUGGCAUGUAUACAACUCCCUUGACUACAGACUUGCAGUUUAGUGAAAACCCCUUCGAUGGGACAAUGCAGUAUGCUCGAAACAAACGAGUUCAGGUAGCGUUAACUGAAAAGUGGGCGGAAACCUACAGUAACAGAGGCAUUGGAUUCUACUCGAUGCACCCUGGUUGGGCUGAGACACCAGGGGUUGCUAAAAGUUUACCCGGUUUUUCUAAAUCAUUAUCAGGAAAGCUUAGAACAAGUGAGGAGGGCGCAGACACGGUUGUUUGGUUGGCAUUACAGCCCAAGGAAAAGUUGGUAUCAGGUGCAUUUUACUUCGAUAGGUCUGAAGCACCCAAACACCUGUUAUUUUCUGCGACCAAGGGCUCCCACGCUGUAAUCAACUCCAUUGUGGACAGCCUUCGUUCCCUAUGCAAGCUUUCUUGAUGAAAAUAUGAAUUAUGAAUGACCAACAGGCAAUAACAAAAGGAGAGGGAGUGAACUUCUACUCUGAUCAAAUUGUCAAUACUGUUUAUUAAUUUAAGAUCCAGUUUUCACCUUCGGAAUCACAUUCAUGUCUGGAUAUGGUUUCAACUGAACUGUAGCUUUCAUUGGUAGAUAAUGUGUCAUGAGAUUUGUAGUAUCUUUCAGAUAAAUUAUUAAUACUGUGGCCAUUUUGAUGA